This is a messenger RNA of Lecanosticta acicola, 3897 nucleotides long. The record is from the annotation of a GenBank genome assembly. NCBI's taxonomy places the organism in Eukaryota, Fungi, Ascomycota, Dothideomycetes, Mycosphaerellales, Mycosphaerellaceae.
AUGCUGCGAUUCUUCCGCUCCAUCAGCAGAGGACGUCGGAAAGGCGACAACGAAGACACCUGGUCUCCCUUCGCUUCAUCUCCCGAACGACCUCGCCACCGCGCCGUUGGUCGCGCCCGGCAUCAGACCAACAUCGACGACCGCGAGUACGAAGAACACGACGAUGACAACCACGACGACCACGACGACGACCACGACGACCACGACGACGAUGAGUUCUCCCCGCGACGGCCUCUGAAUACGCAGCAAGAUUACUUUGGACGGCCGAAUCACUACCAAGAUUACGAUGAUCUGGAAGAGGGAGCGGUCGAGGACGAAGAUGGAGGUGAAGACGAAGACGCGGAGGGGACGCCACUGCUACCCAUCUUCUCGGCGGCGCAUCUUGACAGGCUGCCCCUGUACAACAUUACACAUGCCAUUCGCCAGCUGAUCGUGGCGAGAUGCGAGACCACGCUAUCGUGGGAUCAGCUCCGCUCGCCUCAGAUCAGCCAGUUCCUGGUGAAGCCCAUCCAGGGCCAGAUCAGGGCUGACCAUUUCAAUCGCGCGACGCUGUGUGCGUUGAUUGCGAAUUGUCUGCAGUUCCAGAAAGAGGGACAGAUGAGCCCGGGAAAUGUUGGUGUAUCGAGGACAAGAGCCGCCAUCAGCGAGCUUCUGGCCAUGCGGUUGCUGAGAGAUUAUUCCACACGCGAAUUGAUCGAUUCGCUCUCCUAUGACUUCGAUCCUCUGCAGGGAAUGUCGUCCGCGACGGAGAACACACAGAAUGUGACACAGAAUGUGGUCCGGAGACCUCAGGGCAGGGUAGCAAGAGUCAGCACAAUCGAGAUUGCCAUUCGCGCUGAGGCGAAGCGCUUCCUUGCCCACCCUCUGGUGGUUCAGCAUCUAGAAGCGAUCUGGGCUGGCAAUAUCGUCUUCCAUUCCGAAGCCGACAACCUUCACCGGAGACAUCGACAGUCUGAGGAGGGCUUCAAGGGUCGCAUGGCCGGUUAUGGAACGAAUGGGCCUAAUACCAGCGCCUUACCGGCUGAUUCUGUCCUCUCCAGGAAAGCACACAGCAGCAGGCCUAUUCCGCGCUCAGUGGAGCCACCUCCCGCACGGCGAGCGGUGACCCUAUAUAACCCCAAAGAUGCCUCACUCUUCAAGCUCAGCCGUCUGCGGGUCCCGAGAUACAGGCAAGUAUUCAGCACGGUCAGCUUUGCAAUCAUGCUUGCACUCUUCGUGGCAGUAUUGGCCGACCGAAACUUGGUCAUUACGCCUCUUGAAGUGCUUUUCUGGUUCUGGAGCAUUGGCUAUAUGCUCGAUGAAGUCGUAGGAUUCACAGAGCAAGGCUUUGGAUUGUACAUUCUGAGCUUCUGGAACGCGUUCGACCUUGGAAUUUUGGUUCUGUUCGUCAUCUACUACUGCCUGCGUCUCUACGGAAUCGUCCUGGCCGACGAAGGCAAACACAGGAUUGCGGGCAUUGCAUACGACGUGCUAGCCGCGACUGCAAUCUUGCUGUUCCCACGACUCUUCAGCGUAUUGGACCACUACAAGUACUUCUCCCAGCUACUCAUUGCCUUCCGCCUGAUGGCUAUGGAUCUGAUGGCGGUCUUGGUCUUGAUUGUUAUCAGCUGCUCAGGCUUCUUCGUCGCUCUAUCACUGUCGUUUGCGGACACCAGAGAUGCGAAUGGUGUCGCUUACUCCCUCUUCCAGAUCUUGAUGGGCUUCACGCCAGCUGUCUGGGACCAUUGGGCUGGCUACAACUUCCUUGGAAAGGCCAUUAUGGUCAUAUUCCUCUGCAUCUGUCACUUCUUGGUUGUCACAAUCCUCAUCACCGUACUUACCAACAGUUUCAUGGCAAUCGUCAAGAAUGCGGAAGAAGAGCACCAGUUCCUCUUUGCGGUGAACACGAUCUCCAUGGUGAAGUCGGACGCCUUGUUCAGCUAUGUCGCUCCGACGAACGUAGUGGGAUGGAUGCUCAGUCCACUGCGUUUCCUCAUCCCGCUCCGUUCGUUCGUCAAGUUCAACCGGACGAUCAUCAAGAUCUCGCAUUUUCCGAUCCUGUUCACCAUUUUCGCUUAUGAGCGCAUGAUAAUGGCAAGAAGCGCUUUUGCGCCCGCCGAGUGGAUCGAGAGGCAGCCAGUCCAGAAGAAGCAGGCUGUUGCAUUCAGCGGCAACAAAGCUCCUGAGCUGUACACGCCAAGUCACAGACUCCGAGAGCCGUCCGUCAUCAGCUUUAACAAAGAUCGAGCUUUGGAUGAAGUUUUCAGACGGCCGUUCCAGGGCGACACACUUCGGACUACUACGCAAGACAUGGAUGUCGAUCGAAGAAAGUCCACUGCCGUUGAUCAUUGGAUGGAAACUGCAGAGAACGAAGGAGGAGCUAGCCCGCCACUUGAAGAACCAAGAAGCGUUCUGGAACGACUGGAGCAUCGCCGACCCAAUUUUAGACGUGCUAAUACCGGUGAUACUCGUAGGAGAAUGAUGAAGCCUUCCCGAGAAUUCUCAACGGCGACACGCAGUGUGGCUAGUGACCCAGAUUUGCUGUCGUUGACGGCUUCUCGGUGGCCAAACCGCAUUGAAGAGGAGCCAGAAACGAGCACGGGCGAAUCUCCACAAGACACGGAGGCUGAUGGAGAUGAUGAGAUCAAUGAGUCCGAGGACAAUGCCACACCAGCAUUGGGCGAGAGUGCUCUAUCAAUUGACCGGACCACAGGUGAUGAAAGUGAGUCUGAGUUUUUCCAGACACCAGUGGGACCAAGUUCGCCAUUGAUGCAGCUAUCUCAUGCCGCAAGAGCACGAAUCGCUCAUGCUCCGGAAAUGUCUCGAGCCGUUGCACCACCGCAGCGCCUUCAGGGGCAGCCGAGGAAGAAUCACAACCGCCAGACGUCUAGCGGCACCAUCUUGUUCGCGCCGGAGCCGAGCUUCGAGGACUCUUCGACGUCGAACCCGGCCCGGCCCUCUCGAGCCCAAACCACCAAGAGGCUCAGCGCUGGUAGUGCUACGCCGCCGGCAGCAAGCCUUCUUGGCAACGAUGGACCUUCUGGCACGCGGACACCUGGCAGGAAACAAGCGCAGCAAACGAAGGCACGUCCGAUUAUGCCUCCUCGCCAAAAGACUGCACCUAAAAAGCCCGGUCUCACCUUCCUCGACAUGCCGCCUGCAAGACGUCGUGAUCCAUCGUUCAAUGCACGUGCUCUCGAUCUUGCCAGUGACUUGGGCGACAACAAAUUCUCGGGCGGUGGCAUCGACGCGGGCGGUAUCUCAGGCAUGCCCGCUUCCUUCAGCGAACAGAUGAUGCGCGAGCGCGAACUUGAACGCCGAGCGGAAGAAGAUCGUCGCCGUAGCGAGGAAGAAGAAAAGGGCAUGGUGAACCGCAUCAUGCUCGCGAGGAUGCACACGCUCGAGGAAGGGUUCCGCGAGGUCUUGAAGGAGAUCAAAGAUCUCAGUCAGACUGCUAAUAGCGGAUCGAGGCGCGACAGCGAGGCCGAUGCGGGAAGUCAUCUGCCGAAGAGGCCUUCGCGGCCGAAGGUAGAACCUUCGACGAGUGCUGUUGGUGAUGGUACUCCUGCAUGGCAGCCUCCUAAGACUCCGAUUGGCCGGAUCGGGGGCAAUGAGAAGAGUAAGAAGGUCAGUCCGAGGAAGGCUGUCACGAAGAAGAAGGAGAAAGAAAAUGAAUUCCCUCGAUCUGGCAGUGCUGGGGACUUGUUGAAAUUGAGCCGAAGUGAGGUUCCCCUGUCGCGUCACGAGUCUCUUCCGGCUGGUGGUGGUACCGCUUCUCCGGACUCGGUGCAAUCUGUGGUGGAAAUCCCGCGGGAGGAGGUGUCGACGAGACCUCCGACCGCUUAUCGCACAGAGCAUACACAGAAAGAUGAGGAGGAUGAGCAAGAGGAAGAGGGUAAUGUCGACAGGAAAUCAUGA